Molecule: messenger RNA, 1530 nt
Organism: Coccomyxa subellipsoidea C-169
Lineage: Eukaryota; Viridiplantae; Chlorophyta; Trebouxiophyceae; Coccomyxaceae
Exons: 7
Coding region: 1-1530 (509 amino acids)
Source: RefSeq, a predicted model, not a curated record
AUGAACCACCCGGACGUUGUGACAAUUGAGGAGGAGCGUAGCGAUGUCAUGGGACUGCUCGAGAGCGCCUGGUUUGGUCUCGAGCAGUCACUCGUCAACGAGCAGCACAAAUCGUCUGCCGUGCCCACGGCAUCAAGGCUGGGUGGCUGCGCGUCCGCCAGGGACUCCCCUGCAGACCAGGGCGGCCCACUGGGAGGCAAGCACUCCUCUAGCAGCCCCAACACACCCCUCUCGGACCGCCUCCUCUCCCACUCCGAGGCUUCUGCCUCCGAGGCGUCGCCGCGCAACAGCCGCCCUGCUUUCAGGCCGCCCGCGGCCGAGCGGCCGUCCUCGCCGCCCGCACAGGUGCUCAGUGGCGUCAGCCUUGCCACGUCACCGUCUGGAUCGCUAUCAGACGCCAGCAUCACGCUCUGCCUGCCGGGCAUGCGCGACCUUUCCUCGUUCCACGGCAGGGUCCCCUCUAAUUAUGUUCUGGCAGUCUCUGGCAGCGCCACGGCACCCACGCGGACUUAUUCCCAGGAGAUGCAAACGAAACCACAGGAAGACAGAGAGUGCGAACAUCCGCAGCGUCGGCCCUCGGCGCUGACGUCAGCAUUCGCAGCAGCCGCCGCACAGCGCUCGUCCGAGCAGAGGCGCCGGCCGAUGUCCUUGCUAAGCAUGCAGCUGCGAGACAGCAGCAGGGCGACGUCUCAGACGGAAAGCCGCUGCGAUAGCCCGGGCCGUCCGAGCAUGCAGGGCCUCCCGCCGCGAAUUCCCGGCCGCCCGGCCUUCUGGCUUUCGGCCUCCGCCGGCGCGCAGCCGCCGCUGCUGGCCGCCGCCGCAGCCGACGACGAGCGCGCACCGCAGCCGAUCCCGGCGCGGUGGCAGCCGCACGCCGCGCCCGCAGUCGCGGCCGCAGCGCGGUCAAGCCGGUUGUCGGUGGCGGCCAGCGCGCCGGCCCCUGGCCGCACAGCCUUCGCCGUAUCGCUGCUUGCGAGCUCCCCGGCCGGCAGGGACGGCUCCUCCGGCAGCCUCGUCCGGUCGUUGUCCGACACCGCGCCGUCGUCCACGCCGUGCAGCCCGGCGCCGCCGCCGCUGUGCUCCAAACGGUCGCACCAGCAGGAGCACCGCGCCGUGCACAGGUGGCUUGAGUCGUUGCCCGGCCGGGCAGCCGGUGCGGGCAGCCGGGUAGCUUCCCCGGCCAGCUGCCACCCGUUCCCGUUCCCAAUCAUCUCGCCUCUGCUUGACCGGCAGCGCAGGAGGAGCAUCGGCUGCGCGAGCGAGCCCUGCGUGGCUGUCGAGAUCAACGUGGGAACUGAGGACGGCGCCUGCCAUGUUGUGUGCGCUGGUUGCUCCCCACUCGGCCGCCAUGCGGCGCAGCCGGGGCUCCUGCGGCCGCGGUGGGGUCAUUUGCUUCGCACCAGGACCUGCCCCGAGCCGCUGCCAUCUGCAGAGUUGCCUGGCCAGGAUGGAUGCGUGAAGAAGCAGGUGUUGGGGUCAUGGGCUGAGCGCAAGUUUGUACAUCGGCCGCGUGGGGAUGUGUGGUUCUAG